CGGUUACCUACAGCGACAACGUUACAAGUAUGAACGUUCUUACAAGGCCAGGCGUGUGUUCGUCUCGACAAGGAAGUUGAACAGAACAUGACUAUGGUAUCCAAUGGCCUUGCUCGAAACAAGAUGUGUUAGCGGGCACCUCUGGUCUACAUUUAAGAUAAGGAAAUAUCAGCAAGUUGAUAGAUAACCAGGCAUAACCACACAGUAUUAACCAUGCUGUUAAGAAGAUUGUUGGGAAGAAGAUGGAAGUUGGUCCUGGCUGGAGGAAUCAUCAUCAUCGUCAUUCUACUGAUUGGUGCCGACAUCUUCGGCGACCGAGAUGGCAAGAGCACCAUUUUUAAACGUGACGCCAUCGCACUGAAUUUCCCCCACCUCCGAGGCAUGAAGGAGCUGGAUGACGUUGACCCUGCAGACAGAAGACGAGAAGACCUGUUUUACGUCCCCCCUGAGCCGCGGAUAGGUCCGCUCUUCCACAUGACGGACAAAAAUGACACCAAGUUUACCUUCCGACAAAACCCUAACUGGAAAAACUCGACAUGUCCGAGAAGUCUGCAGAGAAAAGCCUUCUUAUCAGAGGAGUUUGGUCCAAUCUUCAGACCUGACACACAGAUGGUGAUUAACAGCAAGUUGUUUAAUGUAGACGAAUACUGGAGAAUGAUGCCUUGGGCAACACCGUUUGGAUACAAAUACAAGGAGAACAUCACGUAUGAAGAGGUCCGAGAUGUGCUGAACAUGUUUCCAGCGGAUGAUACCAUCUUCAACUUUACGGGGAGGAGCAGGCCCCAGUGUAUAACCUGUGCCGUGAUUGGCAAUGGUGGGAUGUUGAACGGCUCCAAGAAUGGGGAGGAGAUUGACAGGCACAACUAUAUCUUCAGAGUAAAUCACGCCCUCACUAAAGGGUUUGAAGAAGAUGUUGGCAGUAGGACAACCCACUACGUGUUCUACGACCGCUCUCUUGUUGGUGUGAAGGCAGAUGACUACCCUAUCAGUAAGGACAUCACAUAUAUAUUUGUGCCAUGCAGAAAGGCAGAUUUUUCAUACCUCAAGUCUAUAGCUGAAGGCAGAAACAAGUUUGCAGUGCCACCAGAAAAUGUCCGAAUCGUCCACCCAGACUGGAUGAGAUACGUUCACUAUGUGUAAGUACUGUUUUGUUGUUCUACAUGCCAUUUGUUUCUCACAAAGAAAAAGGUUUUGACCUUUUAUGACUCAAGUUUUGCCAAAAGCAGUCACUGAAGCAACUGGAUAUGAUCUUGGGAACAUUCGAAAGUCAUUUUCCAGUUGCUUAAGUAACUGCUCUUUGGUAUAUCUUAUUACCUGGAUGUCUAACCUUCAUUGACGACUCUGGUUGCUUACUUACUACUUACUACUAACAUCUAGUUUCAUCUUUCCCAGUAAAUUUUUGGUUACUUAAGUCUUGUUACAAUGUUUAUGGUCCAUGCUUGGAAAUUCGGUGUCUUUUUUUGUCAAUUUUUUUCACUUUACAUGUGAGAUCUAGAGUCAGCAGAGGAUGACAUCCUUAAAAUGUACUUGCUGUAACAUCAUUCUGAUAUCCAGGUUGCUUGAAUUAAACCGAAAAUUGACUCAGAACGUCUUCCCUUCCCUUACAGGUGGAUGAGAGUGAAGUCCUUCCGCCCCACCACUGGUGGCAUCAUGGUCAUGGCAGCCCUCAACUCUUGCGACAAGCUCAGUCUGUACGGGGUGGGAUACAACACCAAGUACAGCCAUUACUACUACGAUAAGCAGUACAAAGCGUUCAAGCCUGUACUUGGAAGCCACGACCACAGAAGAGAGAUUAAACUUUGGGACAGCUUAGACAGGGAAGGCCUUGCUUAUUGGUACAGAAGAGAUGUUUUCUGAGAAAGUUUAAGAGAUUAUGAGUUGCCCAUGGCUGCUUUUUAUGGUAGGAACAGGUGGGUUGUUACCCGUCUUGCAAUUUUUAAUAGUCAUGUUCCUUUUAUUGUAGGAAAGGCAAAAGUACUCAACUUCUCAUUGCCAUCUUGCCUGGAACUGGGGUAGCCUUAUAAGACUUGUAAAAAAAAAUGGAUAAAUAAUCUUUUCAAGGACAAAAAUUGCAACAGUGUGCAAAAGAGGAAUUUCAAAAUAACUUGAUAAAGGAAAUGGAGGCAAUUGUUUCACCAAAUGUUUUCAACUUUCGAAGAGUAAAAUCCACAAUUGAUAUGUGAGGUGACAUUAUGUGGUGGUUACAGAAGAGCAGGAAUGCUGUUGUGUUGGCAUAACUUCAAGUCUGCUAAGCUAACAUGGUUUCACCAUGGAAAUAAUUUCUUAAAAAUGAAGUACAUAAUUAAGAUGUGUACCUUGCAAUACAUUAUUGAAGUGGGCUUUUAGCAAUGCAUAAUGGGUUUUUGACAUAAUCCAGGGCCUAGUCUGGACUCAAAAUCUCUUUUCAAUAUUUUUUUGUGAAGUUAGGCAUCCCACACAUUUCAAACCUGUUGAAACAAAAUAUUUGCUAUAUUGAAGCCAUUGUCUUAAGUUUCUUUCACAAAGGCAGAAGUAAGCAUUUGAAUUUGGGCAAAUCACACAGGUCCUUUGAGGCUUCACUUUUUUUAUGUACCCACUUGAACCAGAUAUAUACUAAUUAAUCAUACCACAGUACUCCAUAUAAGACGUACUACAAUGCAGUGAAAAUUGUACAGUUUGCCUUCAAAUACAAAAUUUCAUGUACUGUAAAUGUUAUUGAAUAGAGAUUUUUGUACUACCAGUAAGAACUUUUUAUAUCCACAUUUUGUAGUUAGGAACAACAGAUACUGCAAUCUGAUCACUUACAUGUAGCUGUGCUUUUGCCGAAGACAGUUUUUAGAUAGUGUAGUUAAUGAUUUAAGGUAAUUGUUUUUACCAUCAGUAUUUUAAAGAUAUUUGUAAGUUUGAUACUGUUUGUAUAUAUUCAUCUGUGUUGGUCUCAAAUAUUAUUAGUUUCCCAAUGUUUAUCACAAAUUCUGAUCACUAAAACACAUAAAUGUUGUUAGUAAUAAUAGAUUCAAUAUCUUGUGCUGUCUUUGUAACUUGUUACAUUUUCUAGCUAGUUUGGGACUUUAUGUUGGAUGUACAAUGUAUAUGUGGAUACUUAAAGCUUUAUCUAUGCAGUAAUUUAUUGCUGAGGGGAUGAAAAUCUCCCCAAGUCCGCAUUAAAUACUUAUCAAAUAUGACAUUCACAUUUUAAUAAUUUUAGUUGAUGGAUUUAGUUAAUUGCAUUUGUGCCUUAUUUUAAAGAUUUAGUCAAAAUGUUGAAGAAGAGUGACUUAUACAGGGGUCAAGAUGAGCACAGAUGAUACAUGUGCACCAGAUUGGAUGCCCUUCUAGAUCUGUAUGAUGUAUUUGGAUGAUGCAGUGUGUUAAUUAUUGAAUAUGACACUUCUGCUAAGUAUGGUGAGGGACAUUCCUUGGAUAUUUUCAUUAGUCUUGGUACGUUUUACAUGCAAAAAAUUAAUGUAUUUCUUUAGACUGAAUUUGGAAAUGAUUGCGUUUUGGAAGAUUGGUGCUCAGAGUAGAAUGUGCAUGUAAUAUAAGCCUGUUGCUAGCAGUACAUAGUACUUCCAUACACUUCUAUGUCAAUUAUACAAGAACCGUAUUGUAUCUG
This is a messenger RNA of Branchiostoma floridae (Florida lancelet), 3595 nucleotides long. RefSeq names its product alpha-N-acetylgalactosaminide alpha-2,6-sialyltransferase 2-like. The record is from RefSeq and is a predicted model, not a curated record. Lineage: Eukaryota; Metazoa; Chordata; Leptocardii; Amphioxiformes; Branchiostomatidae. Gene Ontology annotation, molecular function: sialyltransferase activity.